Lotus japonicus is the source of this 951-nucleotide messenger RNA. RefSeq names its product accelerated cell death 11. NCBI's taxonomy places the organism in Eukaryota, Viridiplantae, Streptophyta, Magnoliopsida, Fabales, Fabaceae. The coding region runs from base 144 to 764 and encodes 206 amino acids. Gene Ontology annotation, biological process: ceramide transport; intermembrane lipid transfer. The transcript has 4 exons. The record is from RefSeq and is a predicted model, not a curated record. Gene Ontology annotation, molecular function: ceramide 1-phosphate binding; ceramide 1-phosphate transfer activity. Gene Ontology annotation, cellular component: membrane; cytosol; cytoplasm.
GGAGGAAAUUCAUAUUUCCAGAAAAGUGAUGAUGCCUUCUAUCAUGCAUUGAGUGAUUGCCACAUUGCAGCAAAGAACAAAUUCUCAGUGUCGACAUCGAGGAACACAAGACAACAACAGAAGAUCCCUCUCCUUGGCUAUCAAUGGCGGAUAGCAACGGCGACAAAACACUGCGUCUAAUCGCCGGCGCAUUCAAGGACCUCGCCAGCGCAGUCGCCGAUUCGCAGAAGGCAGAGGUGGAGGUUGCUCCCUUCUCGCAGGCAUGCUCUCUCGUCUCCCCUCUCUUCGGAUGCUUAGGUGUGGCCUUCAAAUUCGCUGAAAGGGAUUAUGUUGCCAAGGUUGUAGAUUUAUCAGAGGCAUCGAAGUCCAUUCCGACUUUACAUUCUUUGAUUGAUCGGGAUGUACAAGCUGAUUCUGUCAGGACUGCGGGCAGCCAUACCAGAAAUCUGUUGAGAGUAAAGCGUGGACUUGACAUGGUCAGAGUACUCUUUGAACAAAUGCUAGUCACUGAGGGAAACUCCCUUAGGGAUCCAGCUUCCAAGGCUUAUGAGCAGGUAUUUGCACCUUACCAUGGUUGGGCUAUCAGGAAAGCUGUUUCUGCUGGAAUGUAUCUCCUUCCUACAAAGGAACAGCUUUUGCAGAAACUCAAUGAGGACGAGGCGUCAGCAAAAGAUCAAAUGCAAAUAUAUGUCUCGUCAUCGGCAUCUCUAAUCCAAUAUAUUGACAAACUCUUUGUUUCCAGAGACUUGGGAAUAGAUUGGUGAACCUUGGAUUGUAUUCAAAUUGUACAAUGUAAUUUGCUAUUAAGUUAUAUGCCAUAAUUCAAGUGUUUAGUAUUCAUUUUAUUAUGUAAUUAGUCCAUAUUACAGUUGAUGUUUUUUAGCGCUAAUUUGCUGGCUAUUAAGAUGCUACUGGAUAUGUAUACUCAAUGGUAAUAGUGGGUUCCAAACA